AUGAAAGUAAUCACUGCCAAUUUCGUGACAUGCGCCGUCAAGGAGUGCAAGACAUCACCAGCAUCAUACCCACUACAUUUCCAUGAUGCAGAGCUGGAGCAACAGGAACAGGAAUUCCAGCCAGAAUUCAUUCGCAAUAUUGUUCCUCGGAUUGACUGGGAUGCCUUGCGGACCACUUCCAAUGAGUUGGGCUUCCCGGGUCUCCCAGAAUCGAAACCAGAGGGCGAGGCACUCGACGAUGAGCAGAUACUGAAAGACCUGCAUAGACUGUUACUUGAAACACAAGUCUCCGAAGGAAAAUUAGUUUGUGGGAACUGCGGCCAUGAAUAUAUGAUCAAGGAAGGAAUCGCAAACUUCCUUCUUCCGAGCCACCUAGUCUGA
Penicillium antarcticum is the source of this 381-nucleotide messenger RNA. Its product is annotated as RNA methylation protein TRM112. The transcript is spliced from 3 exons. NCBI's taxonomy places the organism in Eukaryota, Fungi, Ascomycota, Eurotiomycetes, Eurotiales, Aspergillaceae. Gene Ontology annotation, molecular function: protein heterodimerization activity. The record is from RefSeq and is a predicted model, not a curated record. Gene Ontology annotation, biological process: tRNA methylation; peptidyl-glutamine methylation; rRNA (guanine-N7)-methylation. The coding region runs from base 1 to 381 and encodes 126 amino acids.